Messenger RNA from Drosophila rhopaloa, 3291 nucleotides. RefSeq lists its product as uncharacterized. NCBI's taxonomy places the organism in Eukaryota, Metazoa, Arthropoda, Insecta, Diptera, Drosophilidae. The transcript is spliced from 4 exons. The record is from RefSeq and is a predicted model, not a curated record. Bases 402 to 3134 code for a protein of 910 amino acids.
GACAAAAUUUGGCGAUCGUCAGUGUGAAGAAUUAGUCAUUUCUCCCUUAUCUAUGUAUGUAUGUAUGUAUGUAUGUAUGUAUGAAUGUACAAUUUGUUUUUUGUCUUAGUUGAGAAAUGCUUCAGUCGAACUUAUGUAGCUCAAACACUUAAAUCGAAACGUAUAAAAGCGGAUUAGAGAUAAUCUUACAAAAUCUCUAUAAAUUUAAAGAAUUUAGUAGUGAAAAAUUGGUCAAACGGAAGUUAUACGGUUAUUUCCCUGUUUUGUGUUUAUUUGAACAUUAUUCAGUUCGCUUCAAGUAUCCACACAGUAAAGUCAAAUCAUCAUUGUAAAGCCUUGUCGAAAUACUCUUGUGAAAGUGAAAAAAUUGUGCUUCAAUAAUUUAUCGACUAUCCCAAGAAAUGGACGAGAACGACCAAUUUAUUCUCGACAGCGACUGCCUUCUGGAGAUAUUAAAAUAUGUGAUUGCUGAUUGCAACACGAAUGACCUAUGUGAUGAAAUGUUAAAGUAUAAUGAUUUAAUCAACUUUGUACUGGCCCAUGAGUUUUUCCUGGAGUUGCUUGAGACUCAUCACAAACGUCUGUUUGAAGUUCUUAAGUUGCCUCUUGUAUGCAGGAUUACAAAGCUACUAAUCGAUCAACGAGCGAAAAAGUUUUUUUUCUGGAAAGAACUUCUAAAAUCAUACAACCAAAAAAGUCCUUUCUAUGUUGAAUUGUCUUUUGGUGAUGAUUACUUAACGAUUGACAUAAAAGGCUUCUGGAGAUACAAAACAGAACAAAUUGAUAAAAUGGUUAAAAUUUCUGCUGAAACGAUAGUUAACUUCUGCAUCUGGAACCCGGAUUUGAGAGUUUUGUCCCUUAAGGGCACUGAAAUCCAUGAAAGUAUUUCCGAUAUCGCUCCCCAUUGCGGAAACCUUGAAAAGCUGAGAAUUAUGAUAAAUCCGAGAAGCGAUGCUGCUCAAUUUGCAUCGUUUGCCAAGUUACCUAACUUGAAAACUUUUAUCAUUACUGGAAUUGAACAAAGCGGUUCAUCAUUGCCAUUCUUUAAUGAUUUAAGAAAAUGGCGCAGACCAAAAAGCCUUCAACCUUUGACACUGACCAUCGAAUAUUGUAAAUGCGAUAAAAGUGCAGCGAUAGAGAUAGUUGACGCACUGCGAUGUUUUCGCAUGUACAAGCCUUUUGACAAUUUUGGAUAUGCUAAUAAGACUUUUGUGAGAUGCGAAUACGAUUUACAUAAAAUUCCGGAAGACAAGAAUUUAAUGGAGGAUUCCCCUGAAACCUUUCCUCUAUAUGAUGGUGUCCUAAUGGAGUUUGACAGCAAUAAAGGAAAACUUGUGCUUGAAAUACAUGAAGAUUCGAGCUUAAGUCAGAUGGAAUGCUUUUCAAAGCUACCCAAUCUAAGUCACUUGGUCAUAAAAAACACACCAAAUUAUGUAAAAAAACGUAAUUCACUUGUGAAAUUAUUUCAAUUAAUGGUCCCAAAAGGGCCAUUCGCCUUGCAAUCUUGCAGAAUUAAAGAGCUAACAAUAGAUCGAUUAGAGGCCAUUGAACUUGCGAAAGUAGAAUCAAUUCGAUUUCUAGACUGUCAUUUAUCUGAAUGGGAAUCGAUUAGGUAUUUGGGUCAACUAACUAACUUGCAACACGCACUAAUUCAUGUCUGCGAACCCAUUUCGUCGGAGCUAGACUUUAAUUUGAUAUCUGCACGUCGGAUACAAGCUAUGAUAGCUUGCAAAGAUUUUAAAAUAAAGAUGAGUGAGGGAAUGGCCCAGAUUGAUUGGAAAAGUUGUCGUUUUGAUGAUGCUUUGUCAUACCUUGACCAACCUAAGAACGUAACCACUCUCGAAAUCUUAGGGUCCCCAAUUACUAAAUCACUAAAUAAACUCUUCGAAGCAUUCGCCACCAGUAAUGUAAGUUCAGUCGAAGAACUGUGUUUUUGGAGUUUGACAGAAAUUCAAACCAUUAGGAAGCUGACAUGCUCCUCAUCAGUUUUAACUGGAAUUAAAAAAUUGGCUGAGUUGAAUAAUCUUGAGGACUUGUAUAUAAAAGGAAAAGGAAACCUAGCCGCACUUUUCACUAAAUUGGCUGAAAAAAAUAUAAUUAAAGGUAUUCGACUUUCCGAAAUAAUUCGUCCCAAAGAGGUAUUAAUGGUUUCCGAAAUAAGGUCGCUGAAAAAACUGCACUGCGGUUUUUCUAACACGCAGGACUUACAAUCCUUGUCGGCGCUAGCUAAGUCGAAUAUUGAAGAAUUGAUUGUAAAUGCAGACAAUUCCCUACAGAAUUUAUUUGCAGCGUUUUCUUCAAGUAGUACCACUAGGCUGCAGCACCUAGAAAUUGUUGGCAAACCUCUUGACCAAACAGAAAUGUCUGAAAUUUCAAAAAUAAAUGGUUUAACAAAAUUAAGUGCUGCAUUCUUUGAUUCAGAAUGUGCGGAGAUGUUAGUUCGAUUACCGAAUCUGGAGCACUUAGAAAUUAAAAAGUUUAUGGGAGAUCAAACAAGCCCAUUGGAAAAUCCUUUGAGAGAAUUGGUUCACAAGUCACCGAUUACUCUUAGAAAAUUAGAUUUGAAAGUCUGGAUUGGAUUCAAUGAAUGUAAAUCCUUGACUCAACUUGAAACAUUGGAGUCUUUAAGUUGCCGAUUGCGCAAUAAUCCGGGCAUUGAAAUUUUGGCGAACAUAAAAAAACUAAAAGAGUUAAUCAUCUAUAAGGCAGAGGGCUCUCUCAUUGAACUUUUCCGGGCUUUUGCAUUGAAAAGUGAGUCAACUUUACAAGAACUUCAUACACCAAUUAUAUGUUCUGAUGAGAUACGUGAAAUAUCGCAAAUUGAAUCGCUUUUAAAGUUAAACAUUUAUAAUAAAAGAGAAAAUAAGUUCCACUUCCUAAAUCCUUCAAAUGACCAUAAUUCACUAACCAUAGAUAGCAAUAUCUUAUUGCCGAUUUUUCAAUCUUGUAAAAAACUCGAUUGGGUCACAUUCGAUUUUGGAUUCGGUGCGGCAUUGGAUUCCAACUUUGUAAGCGAAGUAAACAAAAUUUUGAAAUCCAUAAGGAAUUCUUCACUUCAAAAACCGCUGAAACUGGCUUUACUUGGAAAAUCCACAUGUUCAAAAUUACAUUUGUUUUACAGUUUGAAGACAUAGAUGAAGCGUUCUUGACAGUCUUCUGUUACACAUAUAAAUCGGAUCUAUAUACGGCUGCAGGACUUUUAUUUGAUUAUUCCGAAUCAGAUUCCGACGACUCAGACUUCGACGACCCAAAUGAAUAUUAAAUCUUAAUAAACAUUAAUCAUUAACGAAA